Messenger RNA from Bipolaris maydis ATCC 48331, 1183 nucleotides. Its product is annotated as beta-lactamase superfamily domain-containing protein. Gene Ontology annotation, biological process: N-acylethanolamine metabolic process; N-acylphosphatidylethanolamine metabolic process. The record is from RefSeq and is a predicted model, not a curated record. Gene Ontology annotation, molecular function: N-acylphosphatidylethanolamine-specific phospholipase D activity; zinc ion binding. NCBI's taxonomy places the organism in Eukaryota, Fungi, Ascomycota, Dothideomycetes, Pleosporales, Pleosporaceae. Gene Ontology annotation, cellular component: membrane-bounded organelle; cytoplasm.
AUGUCUCCUGCGUCCACCAUAACACCACUCGCGCCGCGUACACCAGACGCAUACACAACCGCCCAUCACAUCGGCAAUCCACCAACUUCCUUCAAGAACCCAUGGCCCUCCUACAAACCCAGCGGCAUAGCCACCGCCGUGCGCACACGCUUCACGACACCCAAAAACUUUGUCCCUGUCCCCAGCGACCGCGUCGGCCUCGUCCAGGUCCGCAAGCCCGAUUUCAACACCACCCGCAACGGGCUCAAGGCAACAUGGAUCGGCCACGCAAGUUUCCUGCUCGAAACAACCCGUUCAGACUCUAGCGAGCGAGGCAUGCGCCUCCUCAUCGACCCCGUCUGGAGCGAGCGCGUAGGACCCUACGGCAUGGUGGGCCCCGUACGCUUCACACCACCGCCCUGCACCAUCGACGACCUACCCCACAUCGACGCCGUAUGCAUAAGCCACGACCACUACGACCACCUCGACUCGGACACGCUGCGCAAGCUCAACAAGAAGCAGAACGGCGACCUGCGCAUCUUCUGCGGCCUAAACGUCAAACCCGUCAUCACGGGGCUCGGGACUGGCAUCACAGCCGACCAAGUCGAGGAGCUGGACUGGUGGAACGGCGUGACGCUCUCAAAGCAAGGCGUCGGAAGCGUAGACGUAAUAUGCACGCCUGCCCAACACCGCUCCGGUCGCGCGCCCUGGAACUUUGACGCUACACUCUGGUGCAGCUGGGUGCUUCGCGAGGCCUCCUCCUCUUCCCACCCAGCACCACCCAAGUCGCUGUUUUUCGCCGGUGACACAGGAUACUGCCAUGUUAACUCUGACGACCAGUACUCGCACCACGACGCCCCGCACCCUCCUUGUCCCGCUUUCAAAGACAUAGGCAUCCUAUAUGGCCCCUUUGAUCUCGCCUUGUUACCGGUCGGUUGCUUCAAGCCGCGCUCAGUGCUGUCGGGCCAACAUGCUAGUCCGGAGGAUUCCGUGGCAAUACAUAGGGAUGUGAGGAGUAAGAGGAGUGUGGGCAUGCAUUUUGGCACGUUUAGAGGCGGCUUCUCCGUCAAUUACGAGCCGGUUACUGAACCGCCGGAGCGCUGGCGAAAAUGUGCAGAGGCAGAGGGGUUGGAGUGGGGGGUGGAGAUUGGGCUGUGUGAUGUUGGGGAGACGGUGGUGGUGGAAUAGGAAAUCUUCUGCUUUG